Messenger RNA from Suhomyces tanzawaensis NRRL Y-17324, 549 nucleotides. RefSeq lists its product as uncharacterized. Bases 1 to 549 code for a protein of 182 amino acids. NCBI's taxonomy places the organism in Eukaryota, Fungi, Ascomycota, Pichiomycetes, Serinales, Debaryomycetaceae. The record is from RefSeq and is a predicted model, not a curated record. Gene Ontology annotation, molecular function: protein binding. The transcript has 2 exons.
AUGAAUUUGUCCUGGCUGACUCCAGACGCCAUCAUCACUUCUACGCAAAUCACCACAGCAGAGUCAGCCUCAGAGUCAGAAUCGUACAAGCACUACGGUAGCUUGGGCGUUGGGGCUUCGGGAAUAUCGCAAACGUCUUCAACAAAGUCAUCCCAGAAGGCCAAGACUCAAGCGGCAUUGCAAGCACAACAGAUGUACUUGUCCAAGCAUAUAAACUCCAAUGGACCCCAAGAUAAGCCCAAAGUGAAUCCUUUGGAGUUUGAGGAGUACGAUGACGAGACGUUGGCCAGGUACAACCAAAAGUACGGGUUGGGCUUACCUCCCAUCACCACCAUAAAUAGCGAUAUCUUGAACAGCGAGAUAGGCAAGAAGACACAGUCAAAGAGAAGCAAGUCUAGACGUGCAAGAGGAAGUAUCACCAAGCAGGAGACUUCCAAUCACAUCAAGGCACAUUUUCUCAACUUGCCUUGCAAAGAGAACGAGAUCAUAACAAGCUUUUUGUACAAGGUGAGACACCAGGAUAGCGACUUCAAGUUGACCUUCAAAUAG